CAUCUAGGACGUCAUGGCGGCUGGGCAUUGGAUGCUUGAUGAUGAUGAAUGAGUCGUGCGGCUAGGUGCACGUAGCGGCGCAUGACAGAGUCGACAACGAUAUGGAGUCUUUUGCUGGCUGCUUGUCAUCGCUGCCUUGCCUUACGUGGUCAUAUCGCGUCGCCGCCUGGCCAGUCACGUCGCGCCAUCGCCGUCCAGUCCCCGCCCCGCCCCGCCCAGGCAGACCAGGCGGGCACGAGCGCGCGCGCGCAUUCCGGUCAGGUUGCAUGGGGCGUAGCCGAGCAGGCCCAGCAAUUGGAAGCGUGGCUUUGGCCGCUCCGAAACUCUAUGCCGCCCAUCCUUUCUCUUCUGAGAAGGUUAACUCAACUUCGUCCGCUCUUUUUCUCAAAUGCCGAAUACUGCUGCGUGUUGCGGCUGCUGCGACUGCUGCUGCACCUGCCUGCUCCUCGCCGUCCGCGAGUCGUGCUCGUCCGCCUUCCCUGCUCCUCUACCCCCUCCACUCCCUCUCCUCCACAUCCCUCCCUCUCCCCUCUCUUCUUCCUCGUCGUCUCCCUUGCUGCUUCCUACUUGCUGCCAUCCGCUCGAACAUGCCCUCGCUCCCCGCCGCACGUGAACCCUCCGUCCGACAUUCGUUAACACCCACCUCCGCCAUUGCUCCACGGGCGGGCCUUCGAGUUGCGGCGCUCUGACUAUUUGCCAUCUCAUUGAGCAAGUGAAUGUACCACGCUUCCUCCUUUCCCCGGCACACAUGGUCUGGCUCCGCCAUACCCACUUCU
Molecule: messenger RNA, 776 nt
Organism: Neohortaea acidophila
Lineage: Eukaryota; Fungi; Ascomycota; Dothideomycetes; Mycosphaerellales; Teratosphaeriaceae
Exons: 2
Coding region: 102-689 (195 amino acids)
Source: RefSeq, a predicted model, not a curated record